Molecule: messenger RNA, 4540 nt
Organism: Perca fluviatilis (European perch)
Lineage: Eukaryota; Metazoa; Chordata; Actinopteri; Perciformes; Percidae
Gene: usp46
Product: ubiquitin specific peptidase 46
Exons: 9
Coding region: 339-1448 (369 amino acids)
Biological process (GO): protein deubiquitination
Cellular component (GO): cytosol; nucleus
Molecular function (GO): cysteine-type endopeptidase activity; cysteine-type deubiquitinase activity
Source: RefSeq, a predicted model, not a curated record
UCGCUUCCUCACACAGCAUGCUUGUUUCCUGGUCGUUGCUAACAACCUGCUGCCUGCAACUGGUCUGUCCGCCGUCCCCUCAUACCUUGGCGGUUCCCUGCUGUAGGGUUUUGAGAUGUGUGUAACAAUGAAGCCGUGUCGACGCUGAGUGCAGCGGGACUCUCAGCUCCGUGCUGGCUGCAUGGUGCUCCGCGUCUCUCUGCCCGCUUUCUGACGCUUGAGGUUUGCAGUCUGGCCUCCAGCCGCGGCUGCGAAUUAACUUCAUUUCUCAGCGUCGCCUUGCUCUGAAAUCAUGUUUUUUUUAUAAAGAUGGCGGCGAGGAGGACACUGUGAACUAAAUGACUGUCAGAAACAUCGCCUCCAUUUGUAAUAUGGGCACCAAUGCCUCUGCUCUGGAGAAAGACAUCGGCCCGGAGCAAUUUCCAAUCAAUGAACACUACUUUGGAUUGGUCAAUUUUGGAAACACAUGCUACUGUAACUCGGUGCUCCAGGCUCUCUACUUCUGCCGGCCUUUCCGGGAGAAUGUGCUGGCUUACAAAGCCCAGCAGAAGAAGAAGGAGAACCUGCUCACAUGCCUGGCUGACCUCUUCCACUCCAUUGCCACACAGAAGAAGAAAGUUGGUGUCAUCCCGCCCAAGAAGUUCAUCUCCCGCCUACGGAAAGAGAACGAUCUGUUUGACAACUACAUGCAACAGGAUGCCCACGAAUUCCUCAACUACCUGCUGAACACGGUGGCCGACAUCCUGCAAGAGGAGAAGAAGCAGGAAAAGCAGAACGGGCGCCUCAAGAACAACGGCACCGCCGUCACCACGGAGACCGAGACUGAGAACAAGACAGAGCCCACAUGGGUUCACGAUAUCUUCCAGGGCACACUGACCAAUGAGACACGCUGCCUCAACUGUGAAACGGUAAGCAGCAAAGAUGAAGAUUUUCUAGAUCUAUCUGUGGAUGUGGAGCAGAACACGUCAAUAACACACUGCCUCAGGGACUUCAGUAACACAGAGACGUUGUGCAGUGAAUACAAAUACUACUGUGAGGCAUGCUGCAGCAAGCAGGAAGCACAGAAGCGGAUGCGCGUCAAGAAGCUUCCUAUGAUCCUGGCACUACACCUGAAGAGGUUUAAGUACAUGGAGCAGCUGCACCGCUACACCAAGCUGUCCUAUCGAGUGGUGUUCCCCCUGGAACUCCGUCUGUUCAACACGUCCGGGGACGCAGUCAACCUGGAUCGCAUGUACGAUCUCGUAGCUGUGGUGGUUCACUGUGGCAGCGGCCCAAACAGAGGCCAUUACAUCACCAUCGUGAAGAGUCACGGCUUCUGGCUGCUGUUUGACGAUGACAUUGUGGAGAAAAUUGACGCCCAGGCCAUCGAGGAGUUUUACGGGCUUACCUCAGACAUCUCCAAGAACUCUGAGUCAGGAUACAUCCUCUUCUACCAGUCCAGGGAGUGACUGGAGCUGGAUCAGGGACACAGGAGAAGACUAAAAUAGGAUGAGACCUUUUUAUUGUUCUUUUUUUUUGUUUUACCUUCAGCCUAACAGACCCAGACUCCUGCCAUCUCCAUCCCAUCCUGUUCCCAUCCUCCAAGUCCGACCUCGUGCCAACCCUCUGUCCCAUCCCCAACCUCUGGCUUUACCUGUGCUUCAUCUCUCUCACUCUCUCUGUGUAACUUGCUUCUUGCCUUUUAGUCACCUGCAUCUGGACUGCACUUUAAAAAAUGAAAGCAAAAAAAUGCUCAACAGCAUGACAAAAACAAAAAAGGAGUCUAUGUUCACAUGGAGUCCCACACGCUUAGGUGUACACUGGUGGGAGGAGCCUGCAGAGGUGAUUCUCUACCAGAUACAAGGUUGGGUUGAAGGGUCUGGUGCAACACAGACUGUUGUCAGAAAUUGUUGAAAUCAUUUAUAUGUAUAUAAGGUCUUCUUCCAUGAUGCGUCACCCCUGUUUAGUUCCUUUGAUUAGGGCUAUUUUCCCCAUCACCUUUGCUAUGUUCCUGUCUCUGGCAGAUGCAUGAGAAGUGAAUCAAGUUGGAGACAAACACUGUAUAAUAUAUUUCAUGCAUUUUCAAUGGUUUAGAAGCAAUAUUUGAGCACUAAUUAGAGAGCACUCACAAGCUUAAAAAAGAAAAGAAAAGGUACGGUCAACAGCUGAAACUGUUGACAGUACAGAGGUUGUUUUGCCCCACAGAGAACCACUCUGUGAGCCGCUGUGUGUGCUUUAACUCAUGUCAGAUAAUCAGAUAUGAUCAACACUUAAUCCAACAUGCUCCAACACUACACACGAAAGGAAAUCCUGCUGUUUUCUCUGUCGGAUGGAUCUCCAUUCAAAUCAGCUGAAUCUUUAUACGUUUUCAUUCGGAUAGAAAACCCAUAUGUAUUGUACUUAACAUAUUUAUUUCUGUUAUUUGUAGUGCAGACUGGUAUAUAAUGAAGGUUAAUGUGUAAUAUGGCUCUUUUGAGAGCUUUGUAUGUUAAGACUCUUUUGUCUAAGCUCUGUGUGAAGGACACGGUGUAUGUAAUACACAACUUAAAGCUGGGGUAGGCAGUUUUGUUUUGCGUCAUUGAGCAAAAAUUCUAGAAUAGUCUUUUAACAUAUUGCAAUUCAAGUGGUCUGAGGACUUUUGCACCUACUAUUGGCUUUGUUUUUUUAGGCUUUAGAAAAGCCUAGCCUGUGACGAUAGACUUUGGCCAAUCACAUUUUAGAGAGAGGGCGUUCCUAGUCGCUGUUUUACACAUGCAGAUGCACGUCUCUUCAGAUGGUGAAAGCCUGAUUCAAUUGCGGAAGAUCCUGCAGAAAAAGUUUCCAGCAUUGGCAACAACUGCCUUCACUGCAAAGCAACCCAACAAAAUUACAGCAGACUUAUUAAAAAAAGUCUAUAAGAGAGUCUGACAAACACAAUAAAACGCACGUAAAUAUUGUCAAAGCAUGUCGGAGAUUGUGAGAAAAUGUUGCGGGCUUUGAAAUUGUGGUGUUUUUUUGUUUUUUUCAUUUCCAGAAAACUGCCUACCCCAGCUUUAAUAGGACAGCUGAAAAUAAUUGUAUCAGUUAUAUUUUUAAUUGUUAAAAGUUUACAUGUUAAAUCAUAAGAUAAGACAUGUUAACAUGAUGCAAGUGAGACCCAACCCUGAACUGCCCAAUCUUUCAAUUGACAAAAAAGUGAAAAGAGUGCAAUAAGAGGUGAAGGUGUCCAGUGUGGGAGUUCCCAGUGACACUAAUAUAAAGUACAUUUAAAUGUUAGUAGUAGAUGUGUUUCUUAAGUGGCUGAUUUCUUUCCCAGUGCUGUGUGUUUGUGUGGUUGUAAUAUUCAAAGUAAAUGCCCCCACCCCCUUCACCAUGUGCAAUACACACUACCUGCUAGGAUGUUAGCUUAGCUACAGCGUUCUUUCCUCCAUUUUAUUUUUAUAACCAUACCCAGCAUUGUCUUUUCUUUCUCUUUUCAUUCCCAUGCUGAACUACAGCUUAGUAGUUUUCUCUUGGUUUGUCUCUGACUUUGAUGCCGUAAACUGUGUGUGUCAUAUGUAGCACAUUGGAAUCCUAAGUCCCAUAGGAGUCCCAUUUAAGCCUUGAUGUUGAUUCAUACGACAUCCCUUGUACUGUAGAUGUUUUUUCUCUUUGGCUCAUUCCCCAGGGUCUGUGGCCACGCCCUGUGGAAUAGUGUGACAUCAAACUACUUGUUUUCAUGUGAAUGCCAUUCCUAUUUGCUGCACAUCAGCAGAAUUACCAUUUCAAAUGCAUCUCAUUAUAAAUAAGAGGUAGGAAUAGGAUUCAUUUGCUAGCUUUGUGUCUGUGUCUAUUCAAGAAAGGCAGAAUUUUAAAGUGAAAAUAGUGAAACUCUGGGUUUUGAAUGCACUUGUUUCUGCCGUCUCUUCCGUUUAGUCUGUUACUGGGUGAAGUCACGAGGAAUACGUGCCAAACUGGAGUCAAUACUGACCAUGCAACAGUCUUUAACAGAGCAUUAUUUUCUUUGUAAAGAUACAGCUGUACAUAUUAUGUAGAGAAACACUUCUGGAAAUAGGAAAAUAUUUUUUUAAAGUGAAGAUCUUUAAAAUGUAAAGACACUCAUGGCAAAUGAUUUUAGCUUAAUGCUGACCAUAAAAUGAAACCCUGUUAAGGAAAUACUGUGCUAUUUUACAAUCACUCAAUUACAUAGUCAAUCAGAUUUGUCACCAUCUGUCAUAUUUUUUAUUUUAUUUUUCUGGGUUAAACUGAGCCAGGAUAGAAAACCGUAGCACAUUUUAGACCUGCGUGAGAGAAAAGAGAGACUCUUAACGCGCCGAUCUUCCAUCAACACUUAUGCACUCGCCCUCACUGGAACGCUCAGUCGUUGCACUUGGUCUGAUAUAUCUUACUGUGAUAGUGUUCUACCUAGGAGAGCUGGGAUCUGUGUGAGGGAAGGAAGAGAAGAAUCCAGAGUCUCCAUCUAGUUGUAAACUGAAAGUGCACUUUAUCAAUGAUGAGCUUCAAUGCUUUAACAUGAAGAACCACAGUUUAACGCACUCAUUUUGAGUUAUUUCUUCUGUUCAAUAAAAUGACUUUCAACUAA